AUGGCGGAGGAACUACUUCUUGAAAACAAUGGAAAACCCGGCAUGCCUCUUACAAAGCCUCUGCUGGCGGUGGCUUUCCUGGCCUCGUUCGGCAGCUCCACGCUCUAUGGAUACAAUUUGGCAGUCGUCAACUCUCCUGCACAGUACAUCAAAGACUUCUACAAUGCGACGCUGGUAGAAAGUUACAACUGGACUCCUGAUGAGGAGCUGCUCACCGUCUUGUACUCCCUCACCGUGUCGAUCUUUGCUAUCGGUGGGAUGACCGGGGCUCUGCUGGUGGGCAAACUGGUAACCAAAUAUGGAAGGAAAGGGACGCUGGUGAGAUCCACCGUGCUGGUGUUUAUAGGAGGAGCUCUUAUGGGCUUCAGCAGAAGCUGCAGGAUGCCUGCGAUGGUCAUUGUUGGACGCUUCAUCACAGGAGUACACUCAGGUAUCUCUCUCAGUGUGGUGCCGAUGUACCUCGGUGAGAUCGCCCCCAAGAACAUGCGAGGCUUCCUGGGCCUCGUUCCCAGCAUCCACAUUUGUCUUGGAGUCUUCAUUGCUCAGGUCCUCGGCCUAUCUGAACUGCUGGGACAGGAAAAGUACUGGCCUCUGCUCCUGUCCCUGGUUGUGUUUCCUACACUCUUCCAGCUGAUGCUGUUGCCAUGGUUUCCAGAGAGUCCACGGUACCUGUUGAUAGAGAAGGGAAAUAUUCACGCCACCAUUGAAGCCCUGAAGUGGUACCGUCCGGAGGGAAACAUCCAGGCGGAGGUGGAUGAGAUGCAGGAGGAACAGCGCUCUCUGUCUUCCAUCCAGACCAUGUCUGUUCGGGGCCUGCUCAGGGACCGCUGCGUUCGUUGGCAGGUCAUCACCAUCGCGGUGGUCAACAUCGGCAUGCAGCUGUCUGGCAUCGAUGCGAUCUGGUUCUAUACAAAUGACAUUUUUAAGAACGCAGGAAUCCCAGAACCUUAUAUUCAGUACACAACUGUGGGAACUGGAGCCAUUGAGGUCAUCUCUGGGAUGCUGGGGUGUUUCACUAUCGAGCGUCUGGGCAGAAGACCUCUGAUGAUUGGUGGCUUCCUCUUCAUGGGUCUCUGCUGUACUGGCAUCACAAUGUCUGUCCUCUUCCAGGCGCAGCUGUCCUUCAUGCGCUACAUCAGUGUGGGCUGCGUUGUCGGGAUUAUUGCUGGUUUCUGCAUUGGUCCAGCUGGUGUGCCGUUCCUGAUCACUGCAGAGCUGUUCAAGCAGUCACACCGACCAGCUGCCUACACCGUGGCCGGAUGUCUCAACUGGAUGUCCAACUUCACCAUUGGCUUCGUCUUUCCCUUCCUAGAGAACGCCACCGGUCCUUACUGUUACCUGAUCUUCUGUGUGGUCUGCUUUGGAGUUGCCAUCUACACCAUCUUCGUCAUUCCUGAGACCAAGAACAAAACCUUUAUGGAGAUCAGCCAGAUGUUCGCUGCCAAGAACAAAAUCAUCGAAGAAGAGUUGACUUCCAAUGGGCAUCUCAAAAUGGCGAUGAUGAACGGCUAUGGAACUCUUAGCCUCGGUGCAAAAUAG
This is a messenger RNA of Anoplopoma fimbria (sablefish), 1539 nucleotides long. It is a transcript of the gene slc2a15b, whose product is annotated as solute carrier family 2 member 15b. The record is from RefSeq and is a predicted model, not a curated record. Gene Ontology annotation, molecular function: hexose transmembrane transporter activity. Gene Ontology annotation, cellular component: membrane. Gene Ontology annotation, biological process: monosaccharide transmembrane transport. Lineage: Eukaryota; Metazoa; Chordata; Actinopteri; Perciformes; Anoplopomatidae. Bases 1 to 1539 code for a protein of 512 amino acids. The transcript has 12 exons.